Medicago truncatula (barrel medic) is the source of this 1501-nucleotide messenger RNA. RefSeq names its product F-box/kelch-repeat protein At3g23880. The transcript is spliced from 2 exons. The coding region runs from base 51 to 1295 and encodes 414 amino acids. Lineage: Eukaryota; Viridiplantae; Streptophyta; Magnoliopsida; Fabales; Fabaceae. Gene Ontology annotation, molecular function: protein binding. The record is from RefSeq and is a predicted model, not a curated record.
UUUAUUUAUAUGAAAUUUAAGGACAUUUUAUCCAUUUAAGCCAAUUUUGAAUGAUCAUCACAGACACGUCAGCAAAUACAAAUUACAUCAGCACCGUUCCGAGCUCGAGGAUGCUUCGCUGCGAUCAUGAAAACGACACCCCGACUCAACAUGAUAUCAGAACCGCCACCAUGCGACACAAAAUUCAUUCUCCGAUCGCCGAUGAAUCACCGCCAAUCCUUCCCGACGAUAUCGUCGUCGCGAUCCUGCUCAGGCUUCCGGUAAGAUCACUUCUUCAAUUCAGGUGUGUAUGCAAAUCAUGGAAAACCCUAAUCUCCGAUCCCCAAUUCGCUGAAAACCAACUUCAACUCUUUACCGUGAAUCCAACCAUAGCCCACCAACAUUUAUCGUCUUCAACAGUCACCCGGACCUGCAAAAUCGUAUCUUUCCCUGUUAAACCACUAUUUGCAAACCCAUCAUCACCUGUUGCACCCAUUAGCGUUGAUAUGAAUGGCAGGUACCAUAUUCUAGGUUCAUGCAAUGGAUUGCUUUGUUUGUAUGAAUUCCAAUUAGGCUGUGUUAGAUUGUGGAACCCUUCUACUAGAUUGAUGUCCAAAACAUUUGCUGUGAUUGAUGAUAUUGUAAUAAGAUGUUAUGGCUUUGGCUAUGAUCCUGUUAAUCACAAGUACAAAGUGCUAGUAGUUAUGAGUGAUUGUAAUGAACCUGCUACUAAACUUUAUGCCUUUGGUGAAAAUUCUUGGAAAACCAUUCAGGAUUUCCCCGGUACUCCUCCUACUGGGCCAGGGAAACAUGUCAACGGUACUCUGAAUUGGUUUCCGACAGAAGAAGGUUUUGAUUGUAAUCAAUGGGUGAUUCUUACCUUUGAUUUGGUGAAGGAGACUUACGGCAAACUGUCGCUACCUAAACAAGAUAACGGUGGCAGUAUUUUCAAUCCUGUACUAGAUGUCUUGAGUAAUUGCCUAUGUGUGUGUUUUGACCAUAGUGGAACUCUAUGGUUGAUGAAACAGUAUGGAGUUACUGAGUCUUGGACUAAAUUGAUGAUCAUCCCUCGUGGAGAUGGCUGGCAAGCCACAUAUCAGCGUUCUUUUAGACCCUUGUGCAUUUUGGAAAAUGGCAUUAUUUUGGGAAAAACUCCAUGUUCCGGUUUAGUUCGGUAUGAUACAAAUACUGAACUACUUGCUAGUAGUAUGCUGAGCCAAUUUGGUACUAAAGGACCAAGCGAUGAUAGCAAGGGUGUUGUAAUCUUGGAAGGGGAUCCGGAUAAUGUACUACGAUGCUGGUUUUUGUUGAUAUAGUAUAAGUAGGGAAGUUAACAAGCUGCUACAUACAACGCACCAAAUUUGGCUUCAGAUUUUAUUGCUGGCACAAUUAUUAGUAGCUCAUCUUGUGCACUGCUUGUAUUUAAGUGUCACUUUUUCUCCUAUUAAAAUUCUCUUGACUAAGGAUGUUAUUUGAUAUAUUAUAAAUUUAUUUAUAACAAGCUUUGGGGUAGUUAGUUUAA